AAGGAAUUAUGUUAUUGUAGUUAGAUUCUUAUUAGUCAUAUCAUAGAUUGAUUAAACAAGAUGGUGAUCAUUAAUUGUUGAAUUUAGUUUUGAUUAUAGUCUUAAAUGUGAACUAAGUAAAUCAUGCCCAAUUCAACACAUAGUUUCAUUCAUAAACAAUAUCACUUUGUUUUGAUAUGAAGUGAAUUUAGAUUAUACAAUCCAUGAAAAUAAAUCUCUUUAACUCAUCACCCUACAGUGGAUUUACCAAAACUCAAUUGUAAUUGGUUAUAACCAAAUGAUAAUACAAAUUAAACGAUUGGUUAUCAUGGAGAAUUAUUGUUGAAUUAUUUAUUUAUACACAUUUCUUUAUCAUAGAGAAAUACAUUUGCACAUUUAAUUAUUAUUUCUAAUUAGAUUUUAAAUAAAAAAGCAGAAAUUACUUUAAUUCACAUAAUCGUAAUUCAAUUGUAAUCAUCAAGGUUGGUUUCCAAUCUUUAAUUAACAAAUUAUGUCAUAUAUUUGUGUGCUUCGUUGUAUCCUGGUUCUGGUAAAUAUUAUCAUUGGACUUAUCGCUGGAGCCAUAACAGUGGUUGGUGGAAUAUACAUUUGGGGAGAAAAAUCUUUACCUAAUACUCUACAUACAUUUAUAGUAGAUGGAAUCGAUGCUUUAACGAUUAAAAAAAGAAUUACAAAGUUAUUUUUCAAUGUAUUCGAAGAGAUUCAACCUUUAGGAGUUUACAUUUUUGUUUUUGGCCUGAUCAUCUUCAUUAUUUGUCUGCUUGGUAUAAUUGGAACAUGUUUAAAAUCUAGAUUGAUAAUUUAUACUUAUCUAACAUUGCAUUUGUUAGUUCUUAUCCCUGAAACUGUUAUCAUUAUUGUGUAUUUCUGUCGACCAGAUAUAGUAACCACAUUUAGUCGAAAUAUAUUCAAUUCAAGUAUUCAACGUUAUAUCGGUUAUGAUUCACCUGAUAUACACAGUUAUGCUUUAAACCACAUCAUGAUACAGUUACAAUGCUGUGGUAUUAACAAUGGAAGUGAUUUCGUUCAUGUAAAAAUGACUAAACCAAACAUAAUGUAUAAAGGUGAACCGUAUGAAUUUCAAUAUCCAAUCAGCUGUUGCAAAAUGGAUAGAAAUCAAGAAAUAACUAAUAAUGGUUGUCCUGAUCAAUUUACUAUGGAAAACAGUAAUAUACAUGUUGGAUGUUGGCCAAAGAUAGAAAGUAAUAUCAUAAUGUAUGGUAACAUAACAGCUUAUAUAUUAUGUGGAGCGGUAGGAUUUCAAAUUUUAUUCAUUCUCUUUGCUCUAACUAUUACACGUACAGGGGGGAAAAUCAAACCGAUUUAAAUUAUACUGGUUCAUUAGCACAUAAUUUCAUGAAGAUAUCAGCUAAAUCCCAUACAGGAACUGGUCUUCAUUUAUAACUGAAUAAUCAUUUUUUGUAUUUUAGAGCCUGUUUACCAUAAUAAUAUCAGUUAUUUGUUAUACAUUAACUAGUAGGAACCAAAGCUUGUACUGCAAAAUUUUAUACAGAACUUAAUAAUUUUAAUCAAAUCAUUGUGAAAAUAUAUUAUGUGACCGUGUUCACAAUUCAUAGUUAUUCAUCGUUUUUAAAAAAAUUACAUAAUUGCACUUGAAAAAUGGACUAUUUUAUUUUAAUGAACAUUAUGUUCUACUUAAACAAGUUAUCAGUAGGCUGUUGAUUUAUUCUAAAAACUUAACUGCAAUCUAGGUUUUUGUGUUGUUUUAUUUAUUGAUGGAUUUUAUUGUUUGAAUGAUAACUUUAUUCAUAA
Messenger RNA from Schistosoma margrebowiei, 1773 nucleotides. Lineage: Eukaryota; Metazoa; Platyhelminthes; Trematoda; Strigeidida; Schistosomatidae. The record is from the annotation of a GenBank genome assembly.